AUGAGAACCUCAUUUGCCGCACUUGCUCUCGCUCUUUCCGGCUCUGCCGUGGGUGCUCCGUUCUCUAGCGGCACUCACAUUGCAUCCAACUCUUCUGUCGCGUCGACUCCGGUUCAUUUGUCAACCGAUCGGCCUCUCCCCAGCAUUUUUAAUGCAUUCAGCACUGAGGCACCAUCGUCAUCUGCCACUCCGUCUUCUGGAUCUAGGCCUUUGACCUCGGCGCCUGUACCCAGUAGAAGUGGUGCGAAGCGCGGAGAGGCCAUCUCCAUCCCGACGGACCUCCCGUCCUUGGCUUCCGAUGCUCAAUCAGCGGCUGCAGCUCUCGCUUCUCUCGGUGCUGGCGCCCAGAAGCGUGGCGGAUCUCUCUCGAUUCCCACAGACCUUCCGUCUCUUCUAGCUGAUGCCCAAUCCAUCGGCAGCGCUAUCGCCUCUGCAGGUGCCCGGAAGCGCGGCGAGUCGCUCUCCAUCCCUACCGAUCUUCCCUCAUUGCUUUCUGAUGCUCAGUCGGCUGCGGCUGCGUUGGCCUCCGCUGGGGCUCAGAAGCGCGGCGAGUCUCUCUCAAUUCCUACAGACCUGCCGUCUCUUCUAGCAGAUGCCCAAUCUAUCGGCAGUGCUAUUGCCUCUGCGGGUGCCCAGAAACGCGCCGACGAGAGUCUUCCUCUCUUGACCCCCACUGCCACCCCCACUCCGACCGCUCCAUUUGGAACUGGCUUGCCUAAGCCUUUCGGCACUCAUUUCGCUUCGUCAUCUGUGGCUGCUUCCUCUUCUGGUGUUGCCUCUCCUCCCGGCUAUGCUUCUUCAUCCGGUAUUACGUCGUCAUCUGUCCGUCCUCUGGUCUGA
Penicillium mononematosum is the source of this 840-nucleotide messenger RNA. RefSeq lists its product as uncharacterized. Bases 1 to 840 code for a protein of 279 amino acids. NCBI's taxonomy places the organism in Eukaryota, Fungi, Ascomycota, Eurotiomycetes, Eurotiales, Aspergillaceae. The transcript has a single exon. The record is from RefSeq and is a predicted model, not a curated record.